Molecule: messenger RNA, 837 nt
Organism: Penicillium longicatenatum
Lineage: Eukaryota; Fungi; Ascomycota; Eurotiomycetes; Eurotiales; Aspergillaceae
Exons: 2
Coding region: 1-837 (278 amino acids)
Source: RefSeq, a predicted model, not a curated record
AUGGAAAAGUGCUGGUUUGUAUUGCGCCAGCAACAAUAUCCCCCGCCCAAAGAUGGCGCGGGCCCGAUCCGCCUUGGUUCAAUCAUCCCAAACCUUCGUAAGAUCGAUUCCGUUGUGAAUGAAGAUGGUCCGGAACCAUUACCCCCCAAUGUUCAGGUUUAUUCUACUCGAAAGAGUGACUUCAAAUGGGAGAACGGCAAAGGUCGAGAAUACAAAGUUGACAACGAUGUUGGCCUCCCUGUUGGCACGGUUCCAGGAAUAACUGUUGGUGGGGCCGCUGGGGCCGCCUUUCAGCGGUCAGUUAGCAACUAUGCUGAGUUUAAUCUAGAGGCUCAGUUUAUCCAGCCGACAGAGGGUUAUUUGCGAGACAGCGUGGAUGAUGAACAUGUUCGACAAUAUAUUCAGCGCGAAACCAAGUUACUGAAUAGAUGGUCCUUGUUUAUGAUCACUGGGCUCAUGAUUGCUCGAGGCGCCCGUGGGAAUUACAAGGAAAGCAAAGAAACAAGUUUCCAUGGCGGGCCAACAGUAUCUCUUGCAGGUAUAGUCGAUAUCAGCAACGACGACACCGUAUCGAACACAUGGAAGACCUCAACAUCAUAUGGAGGAUCGGAUGACUUUAUUUGGGCUGUCCGAUUGAUGAAAUUAUCGAAAAAGCUCUUCUCCGACUAUAUCGAUCAUGAAACAUGCACAAAGGGAGCUACAUUCAGCACCGAUGAGGAGCAAACGAACAUUCGAAUCAUGAUCAACCUAUCCGAGGUUGUGGAUACUAAAUUUGAUCUGCUCUAUGAUGAGUGCGAUGGCAAUGAAGAGGUAUUUGUGAUGGCAGAAGAUGUGUAA